Molecule: messenger RNA, 2038 nt
Organism: Apus apus (common swift)
Lineage: Eukaryota; Metazoa; Chordata; Aves; Apodiformes; Apodidae
Gene: TPRG1L
Product: tumor protein p63 regulated 1 like
Cellular component (GO): cytoplasm; synaptic vesicle
Source: RefSeq, a predicted model, not a curated record
CGGGCCGCGAUGCUGCAGCUGCGGGACGCGGAGGAGGGCGGCCCGGCCGGCAGCCCCGGCAGCCCCGGCGCGGCCGCGAUGCUGGUGCCGGGGGAGGCCGGGGGCAGCGGGGGCCCCGCGCCUUCCUCCCCCGCCGCCGGGCCGCCCCGCCGCACCCUGCGCCCGCUCGCCGUGCGCACCGCAACCCCCGCCGGCCGCCUGCGGGAGUACUUCGUGUUCCGGCCCGGCACCAUCGAGCAGGCGGUGAGCGAGAUCCGCGUGGUCGUGACGCCCACGGAGGACGGGGAGGUGCAGAGCGUCUGGCUGCUGACCGAGAUCGAUCACUGGAACAACGAGAAGGAGCGUCUUGUUCUGAUCACAGAUUGGUCCCUCCUGAUCUGCAAAUACAACUUCAUCAGCCUGCAGUGCCAGCACGUGACAAGGAUUUCUCUCAGUGCAGUUGAUACCAUCUCUGUAGGAGAGUUUCAGUUCCCACCUAAGUCUCUGAACAAGCGAGAGGGCUCCGGGAUCCGAAUCCAGUGGGACAAGCAGAGCAGAGCCUCCUUCCUCAACAGGUGGAACCCCUGGUCCACCAACAUCCCGUACGUCACCUUCACCCAGCACCCCAUGGCAGAUGCUGAUGAGAAGAUUGCCUCCCUCUGCCUACUGGAGAACUUUAAAACCCAGCUAAUUCAAGCUGUGAAGAAGGCCCACAAGGAGUGUCCCCUGCCAGGAAGGGCUGGUGGUGUGCUGGUGCUGGAACGUCCCCUGCUGAUCGAGACCUACCUGGGACUCAUGUCCUUCAUCAACAACGAGGCCAAGCUCGGCUACUCCAUGACCAGAGGCAAAAUUGGAUUAAAAUUCAUUGCCUUUAACCUUUUCAAGGGAAAGUGAUUUGAUAUUGGUCUCCUGGGGAGAGCACAGGGUGUGUCAGGAUUACUUGAUAAUCAAAGUGAAGAAGUUGGGGGAACAGGAGGUGGGUGUAGAGCUCAUGGGAAGCCCUGGUUCCUAUGGCCGGGUCAGAUUAAUCUGAAGCAGACACAAGCUGGUGUCACUCCUGCAUUUUGUAUCUCAUUUUCAGUUCUUAACUGCUUCUUAUGCAGGGCUAGUGAGCAGCAGUAUUUUCCAUGUCUAACUACAUGUUCAUUAAGUGCCAUUGGUAUAUGCUAAGCACACAAAUACCCCAGGUCCAGCCGAAGGAUUGGGCUGUAGAGAUGUCUCUACAGAUGGUGCCAGAUCAUGCAGUGUGCUUGGGACUGAUGGGUGUUGUUUAAAGUGGCAUUUCAGUUACAGUAAUCUUUGCAUUUUGAUUAAUGCCUGUUAAGUUUUGAAAGCUGUGUCAGUUCUGUGGCAGAACAGUCAACAUGUUUUGCUACAGCUGCACCCUUGCCCUGCUCAGUCUGUGUGAACUGAUACUUUGUAAGCUGAAGUUUAUGGAGUUUAUAAAUUUGCAUUUAUUAGCUUGCUGUAAAAAUACCUCCCUCUAAGAACUAACUUCCUAGUUCCUUAUGUCUGUUUUCUUGCUGCAGCCAUAAAGACUUUAAAGAGAAUAUUGCCAAAAGCCUCACAAACAAGUUGGCCUUCAAAGCCAUUAUUUCUAAAACUGAAUUCUAUUUUGAUUAGAUUUAUAUUCUUAGCAAUUUUUCUUUACUCUAGUUUGGGACAGCAGCAGUGCAGGACUUUUUAAUGGAGACAGACAAAACUUUAAGCACUGUAUGUCAACCUUGAUUUCGACAUUCUUCCAUUUAAACAUCCAGAAUUAAAUUCAGAAGCAGCAUAAGAGACACAGUGACUGAAAUUGCUCAUGGGGUUACUCUAACAAGCUUUUUCAUGGUGUGUGACCUUCUAUACCUGCUAUUUUACCAGAGCAUUUAUCUGUGCAACCUCAAUGCUGAACAAGUGCUGUGCUGCAGUGGUGUUUUGUUUUUUAAGCAGGUGUUUUUGAAACUUAAAGCUGAAGUCAUGACAAUGCAACAAGUUGCAUGCCCCUCUCUAUGCAUUUUCUAAGAUGCCUAUUUAAUUUUCAUUAAUCUUGCAGUAAAAUUAAAUCUCAACUCAA